Molecule: messenger RNA, 1104 nt
Organism: Cryptomeria japonica (Japanese cedar)
Lineage: Eukaryota; Viridiplantae; Streptophyta; Pinopsida; Cupressales; Cupressaceae
Exons: 1
Coding region: 1-1104 (367 amino acids)
Source: RefSeq, a predicted model, not a curated record
AUGCCUCCACCUAAUCAAAAUGUUGCUACCCCACCUAAGCCUACUCAAUUGCUAGCUCAGCCCAUGCCAAAUCCUAACAAUAAAGAACCACAACAACAACAGGUUUAUGCUACUGAUCCAAAUCAAUACCCUGCCUAUGUUGUUAGUAUAAGUGAUAUCCAUUUAAAGUCAGGAACAACUCUUCCUACAUCUUCACCUCUAGUUAUAACUGAAAUGCCUAAUGAAGGCCAUAUCCACCAGAGUGUCAUAACUUCACCGGUUCCAUCAAGGCCAGAACAACAAGAAUCAAGCAAUACACCUCCAUUUCCUCAAAGAUUGGAGGAAGAACCUACCAAACAAAAAGAAGAACUCAUGUUUGAUAUUGUGGAUCGGUUAAAGAAUGUAUUUGUCAAGAUUCCUUUGUUUCAAGCAAUAAAGGAUGUUCCAAUAUCUGGAAAGGCAAUUAAAGAAGCUUGUUUGAAAAAGCCAGGGAGAAAGAAGAAAGAUCCACACACGAUCCAUGUUGUAGGCCAAUUAGAAGACCUUAUGUUAGGGAAAUUUUGUGUCCCUAAGUAUUCAAACCCAGGAAGUCCUCUUGUUGCAGUAGUCAUUAAUGGAGUUCAAUUUCAAAAUACUCUUAUUGACCUUGGGGCAGCUAUAAAUGUAAUGACAAAUGAUGUGAUGCAGAAACUCAACAUCACUAACCUGAGGACUACAACUACUGUCCUACAACUUGCAGACAGUUCUACUAUUACACCAGAUGGUAUGGUGGAAGACCUUGUAGUAACACUGGAUUCUUGGGAAUAUCCAACUGACUUUGUCAUCCUCUCACAUAAAGCAACUUUAGGAGGCUAUCCUAUUAUCUUGGGUAGAUCCUCAUUAGCUACAAUAGAUGCUUUCAUAGGAUGUAGGUUAGGGGACAUGACCAUUUUUGAUGGGACAAAAACUAAAAUACUUGCAUUAUAUUCACCUACCCAACCUCAUCUUGAAGAGGAGCACUUAGUUUGGCUAGAUAUAAAAGAAGAAUCUGAUAAAGUCAAUACAAUACAACAAUUGAUGAUGAUAAGAAGGGGCCCCUUCUUGCAACUUCAAGAAGAAGAAGAUGUGCUCUCUAAUAUUUUGUAA